AUGGAGGACGACGAUCACCUGCGCAGCCUUAAGGCCCUCACCGCCGACGACACAGUCUGGGAGGGCUUCGACCCCUCUGCAUGGCGCGACAUCCCUCCCCAAGAGACAGCCGCCAAGGUCGGGCCGUCGUCUGCGGUUCAAGACCAGGACGAAACUGCUGAUUAUUCGUCGGAUGACUCGGCACCCAUGAUCUUCAACCACCACAAGCUCACCAAGGCAGAGCGCGCCAAGCAUGGCAUCCCCAUGAACCGGACGCGCCAGAAUUUGGCGGAAGACCAGGAAGUUCCACAGAGUCGUGUGCCGGAGAAGUUGGAGAAGGUCAGGUGGAAGGAAACUGGGCUCCGCAUGGGCGAGGUUUCGCCCAAGGGAGAGGUCUUCGUGGCGUUCAGGCUUGUCACGAGCUACCCCGACAUGUUCAUCGGGAAGGCCAACAGCACCCGUGCGGCCCCUUUCUUCACAGUCAAAGCUCUUCAUCAGAAGUGCGAGUGGGAUCUCUACUACAUGCAUGCGCCGCCCGAAAUGAACAUGGACAAAGCUGUGAUUUUUGUGCCCACUUACCAAUUCCAGCAUGUCCUAGAUGCUGUGAACGCUAAGCUCGACACUCAGCUCACGAUCCCUCCUGGCAAGAACGAGGCAAGAUUCAAGAUGACGUUCGGUUUCGGGAACACGCCUAGGCCGCGCUAUUUGGGCCGCUCCAGCAACCCUACAACGUUCAGAAGACUCUGCAAAUCGACCCCGGGGCCUCAUCGGGAUGAUGAUAUCUCGAAAGUGGAACGGCCCGACCUUGAGAAGUUUCGGCACCUCAUCGCGAGGACCCGUGCGGAUAGGAAGAAUCGGAGGAGGGCCGAUAAGAACCGCACGAAACGCAUUGCGAGCCAUAAGGCAUGGGGUCGGUCCAUCAAGCGAGUCCAGCGAUACCUAGGUCUCCGUCAGAGGGCAGGGGCUGCUGAUAUCAACCCCGUCAUCGAUCUCAGUCAACCAACCGCCGUGAAGCCGGAGAACUCUGUCAUGUUUUUGGCCGUUGAUGUUGAGGCAUGGGAGCGAAACCAGGACCUGAUCACCGAGGUUGGCAUAGCUAUGUUGGAUACGAUCGAGAUCCAGAACAUUGCGCCUGGUGACGGCGGGCAGAACUGGUUUCCGUACAUCCGGGCUCGUCAUCUCCGUGUCAGAGAGAAUACCUGGGCCGUGAACAGGCGCUACGUCCAUGGCUGCCCGGACCGCUUCGACUUUGGACGGAGCGAAUUUGUCCAGAAAGCCCAAAUCGAACGGAUUCUCCAACAACUGGUCGAAGGCGCGACCUUCACUGAUCCGGUCGACGGGGUCACCAAGCAGCGGCCCGUGGUGCUCGUCUUCCACGAGGCAGCCUCGGACAUCAAAUACCUGAGGCUGCUUGCCUACCACGUGGAGGCGGCCCGUAACGUGCUUGAGGUUAUCGACACGCGAAUGAUGCACCAAUACCUAGUCCGGAGCAACGAUUCGGCCAGCCUGGCGACCGUCCUCAACUGCCUCCGCAUCCCCUACCGCAAUCUGCACAAUGCCGGCAAUGACGCCGUCUAUACGCUGCAGGCCAUGGUCGGCUUGGCGGUUGCGGAGCGGUUGAAGCGCCCUAAGGAGGCUGCUAACAAAGCGACACAAACACACAUUCCGUAUAACGAGAGCAAGCAGGAUGAAGGGGAAGGGUGGAGCAGCAAUGAGGAUGACGACGGCGGUGAUGCAGACGAUUCGUUCCGCACUGUUUUCGCCGAGGAGAGCGGGGUUGCCAUCUGGUGCGAGUAA
Messenger RNA from Chaetomium strumarium, 1776 nucleotides. RefSeq lists its product as uncharacterized. Lineage: Eukaryota; Fungi; Ascomycota; Sordariomycetes; Sordariales; Chaetomiaceae. The record is from RefSeq and is a predicted model, not a curated record. The transcript has 5 exons. Gene Ontology annotation, cellular component: nucleus. Gene Ontology annotation, molecular function: nucleic acid binding. Bases 1 to 1776 code for a protein of 591 amino acids.